AUGGGCCGCGGCCACGCCACCUUCACGGCCGAGUGCUCCCACAGCUUCCACCUCCGCUGCGUCCACCACCAGACCGCCUGCCCGCUCUGCUUCACGCCGUGGCGCGACGUGCCGGGCGUGGCGCCCGCCCAGGAGCUCGUCUUCCGCGACGACGAGCCGCUCGAGCCGCAGCCCGCAGCUGUCGCCGCGGAGAAGACGACUGCCGGCGGCGGAGUGAUGUCCAUCACGACGCACUGCGAAUACCCCGCCAUCGCCAAGUACGCCAGCCGCGACGGCUUCGCGGUGCUCGUGCACGCCAAGGCGCCCGCGCUGGCUCUUUCUGCGGCCAAGGCGGCGCGCGCGCCCCUGGAUCUCGUCAUGGUGCUCGACGUCAGCGGGAGCAUGGGCGGCCGCAAGCUGGCGCUUCUUAAGCAGGCCGUGGGCUUCGUCGUCGACAAGCUCGGCCCCCACGACCGCCUCAGCCUCGUGUCCUUCUCGUGCGACGCCCGCCGCCUCACCCGCCUCACGCGCAUGUCCGACGCCGGGAGGGCCGCGACCGAGCGCACCGUCGAGUCCCUGGCCGCGGGUGGCGGGACGAACAUCAAGGAGGGCCUUCGCGAGGCCGCCAAGGUGAUCGACGGCCGCCGCUACAGGAACGCCGUUACCGGCGUCAUCCUGCUCUCCGACGGCCAAGACAACUACACGCUGUCUUCAAGGUUUUACAAUCACGACGUGGCCACCGACUACAGCGUGCUCGUGCCACCUUCCCUGAUCCGCACGGGGGACGGUUCCUCGCCGCCGAUCCACACGUUCGGCUUUGGCACCGACCACGACUCGGCGGCGAUGCACACCAUCGCGGAGGCCACCGGCGGCACCUUCGCCUUCAUCGAGAACGAGGCAGUCAUCCAGGACUCGUUCGCGCAGUGCAUCGGCGGGCUUCUCUCGGUCGCCGUGCAGGAGGCGCGCGUCGCCGUCGAGUGCGUCUGCCCCGGCGUUCGCGUCCGGUCCAUCAAGUCGGGACGCUACAAGAGCCGCGUCGAUGCUGACGGGCGCGCCGCCGCGGUGGAAGUCGGCGAGCUAUACGCCGACGAGGAAAGGCGCUUCCUGCUGUUCCUCGACGUGCCCACGGCCGGUGCCACGGACGACGUGACAUCUCUGAUGAAGGUGAGCUGCACAUACCGCGACGUGGCGACCGGGCAGUCGGUCGACGUGGCAGGCGAGGAGGUGGCGGUGAAAAGGCCGGUGGAGGUGCCGGAGGCAGAGCCGGACGUGGAGGUCGAGCGGGAGCGCCUCCGCGUGCAGGCCGCGGAGGACAUCGCCGCGGCGCGGGCGGCGGCCGAGCGCGGCGAGCACGCGGAGGCGUCGGAGAUGCUCAGCCGCCGGCGCAUGGCGCUGAGGCAGUCGCCGCUGGGCGCGAGCGGCGACGCCGGGUGCGCGGAGCUGGCGGCGGAGCUGGGCGAGCUGAGCGAGCGCGUGGGGGACCGGAGGGAGUACGACCUGUCGGGGCGCGCGUCGUUGCUGUGCGGCAUGAGCGCGCACUCGCAGCAGCGCACGUCGGUCAUAGUUGGGAGGGCGAGGUACGCGACCCCCGCCAUGCGUAAGAUGGUGGACUUGUCGGUGAAGGCCCGGGAGCAGCAGCAGCAGCCACAGGCACAGGCACAGCCAUCGCCGCCUUCAAGGCCGACGAUGCCGCCGCCGCCGCCGCCUCCGACGACGACGGCGGCUCUCGCUAAGAACAUCGUGAGAAGAUACCACCGAUUUCUACGUCUCAGGUGA
Molecule: messenger RNA, 1755 nt
Organism: Triticum dicoccoides
Lineage: Eukaryota; Viridiplantae; Streptophyta; Magnoliopsida; Poales; Poaceae
Product: E3 ubiquitin-protein ligase WAV3-like
Exons: 1
Coding region: 1-1755 (584 amino acids)
Source: RefSeq, a predicted model, not a curated record